This is a messenger RNA of Gordionus sp. m RMFG-2023, 1675 nucleotides long. RefSeq names its product transmembrane protein 33-like. The coding region runs from base 150 to 974 and encodes 274 amino acids. The record is from RefSeq and is a predicted model, not a curated record. Gene Ontology annotation, cellular component: membrane; endoplasmic reticulum. Lineage: Eukaryota; Metazoa; Nematomorpha; Gordioida; Chordodea; Parachordodidae. Gene Ontology annotation, biological process: membrane organization; endoplasmic reticulum tubular network organization. The transcript is spliced from 8 exons.
UGGUCAUUCAAAUAAAUUUGAUUGUCAAUAUGUAACUUCAUUAUCUCAAAUAUCGGGAAAUAUUAUAUCAGUUGAAAAGACUAUACCAUAUUUUUUGGCAGCAAUGAAACAAAACUUCGAUGUUUUUGUCGAAGGUAUUAUUGUUUUAAAUGGCCCCUCAUCCUGAAGACAUGUCUACAAACGAUAGCUCAUUCCCAUCAGGGGACAGCCAUGCUAACACCACGUCUCAUACCACAGAAUCUGCACCUACUUCUGCUGGUUCAAGCUCUUGGGGGCAAUUUUUGGUGGUUGAAAGGAUAAACAUUAUUUUAUGGAUUUUACGGCUCAUAACACUCGUAUCUGGUUUCUUUUUCCUUUUCCCCUUAAUUGGAAAGCAAACUCAGUGGUACCAAAGGAUCCUCUUAUGUAAUGGAGCUAUUAACGCCCUCCGACUUCACACUCGGCUCCCUAGAUUUAGACCUUCCCGUGAAUUUUUGGCCAACAUUCUGACAGAAGAUAGCUGCCAUAAUCUCAUUUAUUCCAUGAUUUUUCUUUUUUCCUCGCAAAUCACACUCGUGAUAGUUCCUCCAGUUUUGUACGCUUUACUACAUUCCAUCAUUUUCAGUGUACGAGUUCUAGAUGCUUUCCGCUUGAACGUGACCGCAGUGAGAAACAUGAUGUCUAAGGUGACUUUACAGCAAAUAUCUCUGUUGAGAAUAAUAGCGUGCACCGAAAUAUUUUUGAUGCCCGCUAUAAUCGCCAGCGUUUUUGUUGGCAAAGGUAACUUGUUCGUUCCUUUCAUGUAUUACCGUUUCCUAACAUUGCGUUAUGCCGCUAGGAGAAAUCCUUAUUGCAGAAUGAUGUUCAGUGAGAUGAAGAUGGCGAUUCUGGAGCUUUCUUCCAAUCCAAGAUGCCCAGCUUUUGUAAGAGGCCUGGUUUAUCAAAUUAUCAGUUUUUUAGGCCGACUCGCACCGCCUAUAUCUGCUGCUAAUUAGUUAGAAACAUGAAAAACUUAUAUAUAAAUAUUUGUAUAAAGAACAUUGUAUAAUUUUACAUACAUAUCUUUUAAACAUCUUUGUUGCUUUUGCCGCGAAAUUUAUAUACUCGAAUAUUGUACUAUAUAAUAUAUAUUAGGUUAUGGGGUUCAACUGUUGAAACAAAAGCUUAUAUAAAUUAAGGGGGAAGUAAUAUUAUCUUUGAAGCUGUAAUUGCAUCUCAUAGCUAAACAAAUUGUAUGUUAGAUUCAAAUUUUUAAAUUUAUUUAUACAUGGCAAAUGGCAUAGAUGUCAUAUGCAUUUAUAUAUCAUAAACUCCUAUCCAACAUUUAUAUAUUAGUUGUAAGUUGGUAUCUUAGAAAUAUCCACUCGUAAAUGUGUUUUUUUAACCCCAAACCUUGUAAAAAAUAUUAACUGUUUUUUUCACGCAUUCAUAAAAUUUUGGCCUUUAUUGUUUUAUACAUUUUAAUUGUAACCAUUUCAAGUCAUUCCCGUUCUUAUAUAAAUGGUUUUGUAAUGUUAAUGUUUCAAUUCCAUGCAGUUUAAAAGCUUGGUUUAAAAUAUUCCUGUAGUAAACUAGAAGGAGUUUUUAUUAUUUCUGUAGAUAAAGUAUUUUAUAAGCGAUAAUUUUUUAUUAUAUUUUAUCAUUGAUACAAUUCUUUCAAUAACCAACAUUCAUACUAAAAUGUAGGAAGAAUAUA